AUGUUCAGGUAAUUAUUAUUAACCAUGCGCCGCAUAUCUGAGAUAAUCGACCCAAAAAUUGAUAUUUGGGCUAAAAAUUCGUAAAAUUCUAUAUUUUUCAACCGAAAACCCUUGAAAACUUUAAAGUUCUCAGGAAUUUUCAGAUUUUUAGUCAAUUUUAGAUGUUUCUGGUGAAAAUUUUGAUAAAAUUUGGAAUAUUUUUGAAUUUUUUAAGAUGAGCAAUACUCCUUACCUCAGGGGCUAAAACUUUGAAGUUUCCUAAUAUGAACAAUGAUUUUUCACCAAAAAUUUUAUGCUCUUCUUGAUUUUCCCAAAAAAAAUGCAGUUUAGCCUAAUCUCAGAGAAUUCUAGAAUUUUCUCUAAAGUGUUGCUUAUGUUGAGACAUUUCCUAUUUUCAUUGUAGCACUAUCACUGCAAAAGUUUUUUAAUAAUUUGUAGGGUUGGAAAAACAGUGUAUUUGCGUACACGGAUACACGCGCAGCCAAAUACACGAAUACACGGUACACGAAUACACGCGAUACACGAAUACACGGAUACACGAAUACACGCAAUACACGAAUACACUGUACACGAAUACACUGUUUUCUUCUCUUCUCAAGCAAUUCAGAAAAAAGCGUGUAUUCGUGUACUGCGUGUAUUCGUGUACCGUGUAUCGAGCGCGUGUAUUCCUGUAUUUUUUUCCAACCCUAAUAAUUUGAAAAGUCCACGUAGAAAUAAAUUUUCAGAAAAUUCCGAUUUCCAGGAAGAUUUUGGUGCCAAAAUUAGUAGAUAUCAAAGUUCUGGCGCCAAAAAUAUGCUCAAAUUUUCAUCAAAUUUUUUGAUUCUGUGUCGAUAAGUAGCAAUUUUAAGCUUAAAAAGCAUGAAAAUGUAGACUUUCAAGUUUUUAUAGCUGAAAAUGAAACGAAAUGUUGACGAAUUGGGGGAUUUGAAAUAGGAUUAUGCGGUGUGUGCAACUAACGAAUUUAAAAAAAAAUUAAUCAUUUUCAGGUGGAUUGUUCAACAUAUCAAUAAAUCACUCGGCCAAAGUCAAUCAUCUGUCAAUUUUAUUGGAGUUAUUGACAUCGCUGGUUUUGAAAUAUUCCAAAAAAAUUCAUAUGAACAAUUGCUCAUCAAUUACACCAACGAAAAGCUCCACCAACUAUUCAAAGAUACAAUGUUUGUUGAAGAACAAAAAGAAUAUCUCGAUGAAGGUCUCGAAUGGAAGUUUAUCGACUUCGGUUUAAAUAGUCAACCAGUAAUUGAUUUGAUAGAAAAACCGAAUGGAGUUCUAGGAAUUCUGAAUGAUGUGUGUCGUUUCGGUCGUGGAAAUGAUAAAACAUUAUCGGAUAGACUCAGAACUAGUCAUUAUGAGAACUCAAAAUUCAUUGAUCCUACUUCAAAAGCACUACAUGAUUUUUCGAUUGUUCAUUACGCCGGAGUUGUCGAUUAUUCUGUUGAUGGAUGGACAAAUAAAAAUAAUAGUGGAAUAAAUCAAUCGGUUGUAGAAAUUUUGGCAAAUUCGGAAAACGAAAUAAUGGCUGAUAUUUGGAGAAAUUCGCCGAUCUCUUCCAUGACAGACGCAAAUGGUGGAAAAGAAACUGGGCAUUCUUGUCAUAAAACAACGCAUCAUACAUCACUCAAAACUGUUGCCCAAGACUACAAACAUCAAUUAUCUGAUCUUAUAACAUUGUUAUCCAAAACAAAAAUUCAAUUUGUUAGAUGCCUGAAACCGAAUUAUGAAAAAGUUCCCGAAGUAUUCGAUCCUCUUUUGAUUCUGGAACAAAUACGGUGUAAUGGAGUAUCUGAAGCAAUCAAAAUAAGCUGCGAAGGCUAUCCCACAAAAAUACCCAUCCACGAUUUUUAUGAACGAUAUGGAAAAUGGUUUUCAAAUAGAAAACCAAGUAACUUGAAAAAUGAAUCUGAAUUUCCGAGAAGAUAUUCGCUCAUGAAAAAACGAUUGAAAAUCUGCAAAACCUUUUUGAUAAAUCAAAUGAAAGGUAUGAUGAACUUCAAGAAAAUUUUCGAAAAGCUCGAGAGGAUUUUUCGACCCAAGUUGAAGACCGUGAUUUGGAAGAAACAGAGAGACAGGAUUAUUGGAAACGUGAAAAACAGAGGUUGGAAGAAGAGAUCGAAACCGAAAGAAAAGCAAAAGAUAGUAUUUUUAAUAGUCGCAAACAAUUGGAAAAGAAUUUUUCUGAUAUGAAUGCGAAAUUUACUUCAUGUCAAUCCGAAAAUGAAAUGUCUAAAAAGACAUUGUGGAUUCUGAAAGAGUCAAACUCCAAUCUCAGAACUGAAAUUGGAGAAGUCAAUGCAGAAAAAGAUGGAUAUUAUGAUGAAAUUGCGAGUUUGAAAUUGAAAGUUACCGAUUUGGAGCAAAAAGUUGAGCAUUCGAAAAAAUUUAAUGAAGAUUGCGAGAAAGAAAAAGAAAAGCUGGAAUCCGAAAAGAGGCAAUUGGCUGUUUCUGUUGAAAAUUAUCGAACACUUAUACAUGGAUUAGAAACUAAAAAGAAGGAGCUUGAAAAUGAGAUAGAAGUGGAAACUUUGAAAAAUCGAAAUGAAUCCGAAAACAAGAAGAAGAUUGAAAGAAUUCAGAAAGAAUACGAUGAAAAUAGAAAGCAAUUGAGAAAAAGAGAAGAAGAGGCUGUUGAAAAAGAAAGUCAAUUGAAGAUUCUCAAAAAUUCCGUGAAAGCUGCAAGUAUGUUUUUCAAACAAUUUUGAAAAAAUUUAUUCAAUAUGCUAUUUUCCAGAUGAAACCAUCGACAGUCUUCGAAAAAAAGAAGUUGAGGACCAGAGAAGAUUGCUAGAGUCCAAUAUUUUUGGCUAAAGAAUCGUCUCUCGAAAUUAUUAGAUAUCAAGCUGAAAAUGAAAUCGUUAAAGCGAAGUAUGAGGGAAUUAAUGAGAGGUUCACAAAACUUCAAAGUGCACAAGUAGAAGAAAAGAACAAGGUAAAUUAAAAUAAAUUUAUGAAAUAGCUUAUGAUUUUUUUUGCAGUUGGAUGAUGCAAGAAGACAAAUAAGGCGUUUGAUAAGUGAAAAGGACAUGUUGAGAAUGGAGAAGGAAUCAUUGCAGAAGAUGUUCGACAAACUAAGACAAUCAAAAAACAUGUGA
Caenorhabditis angaria is the source of this 3087-nucleotide messenger RNA. The record is from the annotation of a GenBank genome assembly. Lineage: Eukaryota; Metazoa; Nematoda; Chromadorea; Rhabditida; Rhabditidae.